This is a messenger RNA of Miniopterus natalensis, 2417 nucleotides long. It is a transcript of the gene ZFP36L1, whose product is annotated as ZFP36 like 1 zinc finger CCCH-type. Lineage: Eukaryota; Metazoa; Chordata; Mammalia; Chiroptera; Miniopteridae. The record is from RefSeq and is a predicted model, not a curated record. Gene Ontology annotation, molecular function: metal ion binding; mRNA binding.
GACCUUCGCGACGCGCCAGACCCCGUCCUGCCCCGAGCGAGCGCCCGCGAUGGCCACCACCCUCGUGUCUGCCACCAUCUUCGACUUGAGCGAAGUUUUAUGCAAGCUUGCUUCUCCAGUCCGCGCAGCUGCCAAGGCCCCAGGGCUGCAGGGUUGGGGUGCAGGGACGCCGAGGAGCUGAAGAGAAACAUCACAAAGUUGGAAUUUCAGCUUCCUUCCUUCCCUGCACUUUCCCAAACUCCAGCUGCCCCGGCGGCCGCGGGAGCUCUCCCGCACUUCUCUCCCGCCCCGCUCUCUCGCUCUUUGAUCUGUUUCUCUUUCUCUCGCCCCCUCCCCCCGCAGGACUUUUUAAAUGAACCUCAUUGUUGAGAACCAGCUCUCAACUUGGUUCCUGUAAUCCGCUCUCCGUGGGGUGGUUGCUGUUACAGAUUCCCGAUCCCCGGCAGCUGAUCCUAAGGGACCAACUUUAGAAUUUGCACAAUGACACCCACAUGGGCUGGGAGCCAACUCCCAGGUCAUUCCCCACCACCAUCCCCAGCACCCUUUCCAAAUCUUGGGUACAGUUUGGGCAGGGGACCAGGGUCCCACUGGAACAGAAACCUCCCUGUGGUGGCUCUGCCCCCCCCCCCAAUCCUUUAUUGACUGGCAGGCGGGUGGGGGGAUUUGGUGCUUUCCUUUUCCUUCCCACCUGCAGCUUCGCGUUAAAGAUUAAACACUGGCGCUCUUAUUCCAGCUUGCUCUUGGAGCCAGAAGACUAAUUGCAAAGGCAUCUUCCCAGGGGAGGGGGAGGGGAUGGGCAGAGAAUGUUGGGGAGAGCACUGUGGAAGGCACCCCUUUCUGGAGCAUGGGGCAGUGAGUUUUAUUUUCAGGAAUCACAUCCCUCUCCCCCACUAACCCCAGGCAGGGAAAGGGGGAUUUCUCCCCCCCUGCCCCCCCCAGCUAGAUAAAAGCAAAGGCAGCCUGGAAACCUGUUGCCAAAGGAAGGGAACACUUCUAAAGGAGGAAGUUAAGAGUCUUAGGCCAGGCUUUGGGGGUGGUCAACUAAGCCGGGACUGAUUAAAAGGGAGUGGGGCUCCUAGUCUAAUAAGGUUUACCUGUUUUUGUCAGGGGAAGAGGCAAGCUAGAAAGGUCUAGAGUGAUGUGGGAUAUUUUGAACUGAGGAAUCUAUUUGGGAGGGUAACAAGAUGCUCAACUACAGUACUCCCAGUGCAGGGGGCUGCUUGCUGGACAGGAAGGCGGUGGGCACCCCUACUGGUGGGGGCUUCCCCCGGAGGCACUCAGUCACCCUGCCCAGCUCCAAGUUCCACCAGAACCAGCUCCUCAGCAGCCUCAAGGGUGAGCCAGCCCCAGCUCUGAGCUCUCGGGAUAGCCGCUUCCGAGACCGCUCUUUCUCAGAAGGGGGCGAGCGGCUGCUGCCCACCCAGAAGCAGCCAGGGAGUGGCCAGGUCAACUCCAGCCGCUACAAGACGGAGCUGUGCCGCCCCUUCGAGGAGAAUGGUGCCUGUAAGUACGGGGACAAGUGCCAGUUCGCACAUGGCAUCCAUGAGCUCAGAAGCCUGACCCGCCACCCCAAGUACAAGACAGAGCUGUGCCGCACCUUCCAUACCAUCGGCUUUUGCCCCUACGGGCCCCGCUGCCACUUCAUCCACAAUGCCGAGGAGCGCCGCGCCCUGGCUGGGCCCCGGGACCUCUCCGCUGACCGUCCCCGCCUCCAGCAUAGCUUUAGCUUUGCUGGGUUUCCCAGUGCCGCUGCCACCGCCGCUGCCACAGGGCUGCUGGACAGCCCCACGUCCAUCACCCCACCCCCCAUCCUGAGCGCCGAUGACCUCCUGGGUUCACCCACCCUGCCUGAUGGCACCAAUAACCCUUUUGCCUUCUCCAGCCAGGAGCUGGCAAGCCUCUUUGCCCCUAGCAUGGGGCUGCCUGGGGGUGGCUCCCCUACCACCUUCCUUUUCCGGCCCAUGUCCGAGUCCCCUCACAUGUUUGACUCUCCCCCCAGCCCUCAGGAUUCUCUCUCGGACCAGGAGGGCUACCUGAGCAGCUCCAGCAGCAGCCACAGUGGCUCAGACUCCCCUACCUUGGACAACUCAAGACGCCUGCCCAUUUUCAGCAGACUUUCCAUCUCAGAUGACUAAGCCAGGGUAGGGAGGGCCUCCCUACCCACUCCAACACCCCACCUUAUACAUACCUACAUCCCCUACCCUAGUCUUCCUGUCCUACCCUACAAACCCCUACAUUAACAAGGUUAAGCUCAACCCCUUUCCCCUAGAACCUUGGAAUGCUCCUCCCUCUUUCCUCCCUUUUAACCCACCUAACAAGGACAAGUCAAUUUGUCAGUAGCUUCCUCUGGCUUGAAACCCCCUCCCCAUGAUUUUAUAGCCCACUUACCAUGCAUAAUAGACAAGUCCCAUAUUUGU